Rubroshorea leprosula is the source of this 2389-nucleotide messenger RNA. Lineage: Eukaryota; Viridiplantae; Streptophyta; Magnoliopsida; Malvales; Dipterocarpaceae. The record is from the annotation of a GenBank genome assembly.
UUGUUUAUUAAGAAGGGUGGUGGCGGUGUGAACUGCGAAGUGAGGAGCUUGCAGAAUGAAGGUGGCAGUGACAUGGAUAUGGGGUUUGUUGUGGUAUGUGAUUGGGGUUGCUUUGAGUCGAUCUGUGGAUGGUUUUGACGAUUUGAGUGCAACAGAGAGUUUGCUUUCUGGCUUGGGUACAGAUGCUACCUCCUCCAGUCCUGCAAAACAGCGCAUGGUGCCCCUCACUCUCAUUCCCGGAGCUGCUGCUAAAGGAGCAGUGUGUUUGGAUGGGACACCUCCUGGUUAUCAUCUCGAUCGAGGGUCUGGAUCAGGUGUUAACAGCUGGAUUAUUCACUUGGAGGGAGGGGGAUGGUGUAACAAUGUCCAGACUUGUGUUUCCCGCAAAACUACUCGCCAUGGUUCAUCAAAUUUUAUGGAAAAGCAAUUAGCCUUCACUGGAAUAUUGAGCAAUAAAGCUAAAGAGAAUCCAGAUUUCUUCAACUGGAAUAGAGUGAAGCUUCGUUACUGUGAUGGGGCAUCUUUUGCAGGGGAAGGACAAGAUGAGGCUAACCAACUUAAUUUUCGUGGACAACGCAUUUGGUCAGUUAUCAUGGAGGAAUUGAUGGCCGAGGGAAUGAAAAAUGCUGAGCAGGCUCUUCUUUCUGGAUGCUCAGCUGGGGGUCUAGCAUCCAUUUUACAUUGCGAUGAAUUCGGUGAUUUGUUCCCUAAAACUACCAAAGUGAAAUGUCUAAGUGAUGCGGGAUUGUUUCUUGAUGCAAUUGAUGUGGGUGGUGGCCGCACCCUAAGGAAUAUGUACAAAGGUGUGGUCAGCUUACAGAAAGGCCAACUAAGCUUUUGUUUCAGUUGCUCAAGUGCUUUUGAUUUGAGAUUCUUGAGUAGUGGCAUCAAUCUUUACUAUGCUGUGGGGAGUGGAAAAGAAUCUGCCAAAUACUUGUGUACCAGCCAAAUGGAUCCUACCUCGUGCUUUUUCCCUCAAAAUUUGGUUGCGAAAAUCAAGACUCCUGUGUUUCUUCUAAAUUCAGCCUAUGAUCUAUGGCAGAUCCAUGAGAGUUUAGCUACACCAAAUGCUGAUCCUCAUGGUUACUGGAAGGAAUGCAGACAACAUCACGCUCAAUGUAAUGCAUCACAGAUUCAGUUUCUCCAAGACUUCCGGGUUCAAAUGCUCAAUGCCAUAAAUGUUUUUUCGAAGUCCCAAAAAAAUGGUUUGUUCAUAAAUUCUUGUUUUGCACACUGCCAGUCAGAAGGACAGGAUUCAUGGUUUGCUGAUAAUUCUCCUGUUAUUUCAGACAAGGCAAUUGCAGUUUCUGUGGGGGACUGGUAUUUCAACCGAACGACUGUUAAAUCUGUUGACUGUGCUUACCCCUGUGACAAAAGCUGUCUCGACGCAAGUCAGUGAAAACUCUUGUUCGCUCCCUGUCUGUGUUUGGGAUUCCCUUAAUUUAUUUUCCCCAAUUGUCAUUUGAGAAAAUGGAACUUCCAUUUAUUGAGGACCAAAAAUAAAUUCAUAUAUUGUUAUACAAGCCUGUAACUUUCUUGAGAUGCAAAUCAAAAUGAUUUGCAUCAUUAACUUGAUGUCUUUGCAGUUGCCAACUAGAAGCAAUAUUCUUGUGAGGAGACUCAAACUUGGUACAUGAUAUAUUUGAAACAUUCUCGGUUGACAUUUGUCUUUUGAGAAUUCUUCCUUCUGUAUUUGUUUAAUCUAUAAUGAAUGUUUGUCUAUGAAUGCAUUUGAAGAGGAUACAGAAGUUAGUAGUCUAUCUCAUUUCUUAGAGAUGAGCCAUUUCUGAGAUGAAUAGAUUCAUAUGCAGUGAUGUCACACCAUCCAUAGGGAUCUCACAGUCCACAAGUUAAACGUCCACCGUACUAACUCUGCUUACUUCUGUGCCUCUGUUUUUAACAUCUUCAAAUGCACACCAUUGUUCCAAUGUGAUCAAAUAACACGUUACCAUGAUUUUCGAGUCCAUACCCGCGAAGACUUGUUGGAUCUUUUGCUUGCUUAUGAGUUCACUGAAGGCAUUUCUUCUAGCAGUUUCUGUAAUUCUUUUCCUAUUUCCCUGUGUCUGCCUUCAAUGAUACUUGAUAGACAUAGAUUGAAAUUCUAAAACUGUAAACUGAAAAUUGCAGGCAGAGGGGAGGUUGUUUUUUUGAGGCUGCCAUGCCAUCUAAUGCACAUUAUUCAUUAAUUAUUCUUGAUAUCUGUUUGGCUAAUCAUGAAAUUCAUGGUCAAAUAAUGCAAUUCUGAAUGAAGACCCACAUGUUUGGGGAUGUUUUGGGAAUGGUUUCUUGUUUAGAAAGUAGCUGUAGUGCAAUCCAUUAACAUUUAACGAGAUAUUUCUUCGAUUAUUCUUUAGUUGUUUCAAUCAACAAAUAAACUAUCUUUGGUUUG